AAAUGUCAUGAUGGUGGACUGGCCGUCAGUGAGGAAUUCUCAUAUCGAAUUCAAUUGCCGCCAUGUGUUUCAGUCGGGGAGAGGGAACACGUCUGAGAAUUUCUUACUAACAGCCAAUCUUUGUUUCAACGAAAAUGACAUGGAUGACAAUUUGAACUGUCUGACGUCCAACGAUGAUACUGGGAAUUUUGUUUUAGCAAUAGGCGGGAACGGUACUCUGUUUUCUCUUGCGUUGCGUUACAGGAGGAAGCAUGGUGGAGAGGUAUGACAAUAAAAUAAGAGAAAAAAAUGCUAGAGAAAAGAAAUAUAAAUAUAAUGGGAGAAAAAGGUAAGAGGGAGUCUAGAGAUUCAGAGCUAGUCGACGGAUGAAAAACUGAGGAUGGAUUUGUAGAAGUAAAGAGGCGGUGGCUUUAGGUUACAAAUGGAAGGAACUGAGGGAAGAAAAGAGAGAGAGAGAGAUUGAGAAAAAUGGGGAUCAUAGUUGCAGCAGUGGUAUGAGGUGGUCAUAGUAGCACAACCACUACUGCUGUUCUAAUAGAUGAAAUCAAUAACCCAGGGGGUGUUGGCGAAGAAAUUCCAACGAUGGGAGAUGAGGAGGAAGGGAAGAGAAAGAGAGAGAGAGAGAGAGAAUGAUUGAGAAAAAUGAGGACCAUAGUUGCAGCAGUGGUACGAGGUGGUCAUAGUAGCACAACCACUACUGCCGUUGAAUAGAUAAAAUCGAUAACCGAGGGGGUGUUGGCGAAGAAAUUCAAAUGAUGGGAGAUGAGGAGGAAGGAAAGAGAGAGAGAGAAUCAUAGGGAAAAUUAAAUAAGAGGAAAGGUUGGAGGGGGAGUGCACUGCCAUUCCACCAGACCACCACUAUGCGCCCUGAGGAAAUUGGGAUAACAAAAGAGGGCAAAGAGGUAUAAUAUGUAGAUAGAACUAUUUAAUUAAAAAUAGAUGGACAUUAAUUCUUAAAAGGGUAAAAUAAAUAUUUUAAAAAAUAUCAUCCUUUUAACAUUUUUCAUCUUGGUCAUCGAUGGAAGGAAGGUAUUUGUUGAAUUUUUAGAAAAACUAUUGGAGAGAUUUUUAUGAUUCAGAAACUUCAGGGAGGUUUUUGUAUUUUACCGAAGAAAAUAAUCACUCCCAAACGGUGGCUAGCUUGCUUAACAUUAUCCGUUUUCCAUUGGUGGAGGAGAGAAAUCGAUAAAAUCAAAAGAGAUUCAAAAAUCACAGAACCGAUUGCUCGUUAAUAUUUCCAGUUUCCCCGCUGCCAAGUUUCAAAAGUUUCCCGGGAAAACACUUACCGAAUUGGCCAUGGCGUCCGCUGCUUCGAUCUCUCAUGCGUCAUCGUUUCUGCAACUCUCGUCUUCCUUUCUUGGGGACUCCUUGUCGUCGCCUACUCUUUUCAUCGGUCCUCCACUGAAGAAUUUCUCACCUUCCACUCUCUCAGGAAAACAAAGGCACUUUGUGCAAAAGAAUCUUGUAAUCAUUUCGAAGAGGAUAUCAGGGUUGGAAGAGGCCAUGAGAAUUAAGAGAGAGCGUGAACUUCGAACAACAACACGUUUCAGGAGAAGGCCACCUUUAAGGCGUGGAAAGGUCUCACCACGUCUUCCUGUGCCAGAUCACAUUCCAAAGCCUCCUUAUUUGAAUACAACUUUGUUGCCUGAACUGUCCAGUGAACAUCAGAUUCAUGAUGCUGAGGGAAUUCCUCACAUGAAGGCUGCAUGUGAGCUUGCUGCUCGUGUCCUAGACUAUGCAGGGACACUCAUUAGGCCAUCAGUAACAACAGACGAAAUUGACAAAGCAGUGCACAAGAUGAUUAUUGAUGCCGGGGCUUACCCUUCACCUCUUGGCUAUGGAGGGUUUCCAAAAAGUGUAUGCACAUCAGUUAAUGAGUGCAUGUGUCAUGGAAUACCUGACUCACGCCAGCUACAGGAUGGCGACAUAAUAAACAUAGAUGUCACUGUCUUCUUGAAUGGUUAUCAUGGGGAUACCUCAAAGACAUUUCUUUGUGGCAAUGUUGAUGAUGCUACAAAACGCCUUGUGAAGGUAACUGAAGAGUGCUUGGAGAGGGCCAUAUCUGUGUGUAAAGAUGGUGCCAACUUUAUGAACAUUGGAAAGACGAUUAGUGAACAUGCUGAAAAUUUUGAAUAUAAUGUGGUAGAGCAGUUUGUUGGGCAUGGCAUAGGGACUAUAUUUCACUCUGAACCAAUCAUAUUACAUUACCGAAAUGAAAAACCUGGGUGCAUGGUUGAAGGUCAAACAUUUACCAUUGAGCCUAUUCUUACAGCUGGAAGCAUCGAGUAUAAAACAUGGAGUGAUAAUUGGACAACUCUCACUGCAGAUGGCAGUCCUGCUGCACAGUUUGAACAUACUAUUUUGAUUACCAGGACUGGUGCUGAAAUAUUGACAAAGUUCUGAUAUCAGAUAUGUCAACUUUAUUAGUAAUUUUUUUGAUGGUUCAUGUUCUUUUGUCAAAUUAUCAGUUCUUGAAUAAUUUUUUUACUACUUCAGGUCAUUUCUUCGGUCUUCCCCUUGUUCUUUUAGAGCUUGCACCAAUUUACUUCACUGGUGCAAACUGUCACCUUGUAAUUGGUGUUAAAGAUAUCAUGUGUAUAUUUUGUAGAGUACCUGCUUUCUCACAUUUGUGAUGACAAUAUAUUCCUUCGAGCCUUCCUGAUCUUUCAUC
Molecule: messenger RNA, 2671 nt
Organism: Nelumbo nucifera (sacred lotus)
Lineage: Eukaryota; Viridiplantae; Streptophyta; Magnoliopsida; Proteales; Nelumbonaceae
Product: methionine aminopeptidase 1B, chloroplastic-like
Biological process (GO): proteolysis
Cellular component (GO): chloroplast
Molecular function (GO): metalloaminopeptidase activity
Source: RefSeq, a predicted model, not a curated record